AUGGCUCGCCUUUUCUCCUUGGCUCUGCUCGUGGGCGCGGGCUGCGUUUACGCUCAGAGUAGUAGCGGACUUGCCCCGAAGAAAUACGAGUAUCUCCCGCUCGGGGCGGUGAAACCAGCAGGAUGGUUGUACGACCAGUUGAUAGUACAGACUAAUGGCUUGGCCGGCCAUGAGCAUGAUUUCUACGCCCUGGUCGCGCAGAGUGAUUGGAUCGGAGGAGACUCAGAUUACUCCGACCUGGAAGAAGCCGGCAGUUAUUGGUUUAACGGCAUGGUACCAAACGGAGUAUUGGUCGACGACCCGACGAUCAAAUCCCAAACCCAACAAUUCCUCGACUACGUCCUGGACCACCAGGAUGAGACGGGAUGGUUCGGCCCCGAAGUGAACACCACGAAACCGAGAUAUCUGUGGGGGAGGUACCCAUUCAUGUUCGGCGCGAUCCAGAUCGCCGAGUCCGACCCCGCGCAGGUCGGGAAGAUCGUGCCGGCCCUGCACAAGUUCGUCGCGCUCGCGAACAGCAUGCUCAAGAACGGCGAGGGGCUCAACGACGGCGGGUGGGCGAAGACGAGGUGGGAGGACUUCGUGAUUACCUUGCAAUGGUUGUACGAUAACCACCCGGACGGGCACGAAGAUCUCCUGCUGGAGACGAUGAAGCUGCUCAAGUGGACGGGGGACCCGUGGGAGGAGGUCUUCUCUGCCCAGUACUUCCCGACAGGCCCGACCGAGGACCUGCAGAACCCGUUCGACCUCCCGCUGGUAUGGCACGGCGUGAACAUGGCCGAGGGGCUCAAGGCGCUCCCCGCGACGUACCGGUUCACGCAUAACCAGUCUGAUUUGGAUCGCGUAAGCGAAGGCUGGGACCUGCUGUUCAAGUACCACGGGCGGCCGUCGGGGAUCUACGCGGCGGAUGAGUACCUCGCGGGGUUGGAGGCGAUCAGAGGUGGCUCCUACCUAUACCAAGUCAUCGGAGAUCCCAAGUACGCAGACAGGGUCGAGAGGAUCACGUACAACGCGCUGCCCGCCACCUUGACCGGAGAUAUGUGGGCCAGACAGUAUCUGCAGCAGCAGAACCAGAUCGCUGCGAAGAAUAUGACGCCGAACCCCUUCCCGAACGACGGGUCGUACUCCAACGUCUUCGGGUUGGAACCGAACUACCCGUGCUGCACGGUGAACCACCCGCAGGGCUGGCCGAAUAUCGUCGCGAAUUCGUUCCUGACGACGCCGGAUAAGCAGUCGCUGGUGCACUUGUACCUAGGGCCGUUCAGCACGAAUACGACUCUGGCUAACGACAACCAGGUCACGGUGAACGUCGACACGCUGUACCCCUUCGGCGACACCCUCGCGACGACCAUCACCGCGUCCAAAGACUUCACGUACUACGUGCGCAUCCCGAGCUGGGUGACGCAGGGCACGAUCGCGGUGAACGGCGGCGCAGCGCAGGGCGUCGCGCCGCAGAACGGGCUGCAUGCGGUGCAAGUCAAAGCGGGGACGACGAAGUUCGUGCUGGAUCUGCCGGCGGAGAUCACGACGGAGGCGAGGCCGCACGGCUCCAUCGCCGUCCACCGCGGGCCCCUGCACUACGCGUACGACAUCGCACGCAACGCGACCGUGCUCGUGCAGCGCGCUGAGGCGCGCGCGCAGGACCUCGAGUUCGACGCGACCGCGCCGUGGCAGUACGCCAUCGACCCCAGCUCGCUGAAGUUCAACAACAACCCGCCCGCGUCGGGGAGCCUCCCGAGCCCGAUAUUCGACUCGGGGUUGCCGCCGUAUACGAUUAGCGCGAGUGCGUGCCAGGUCGAGUGGGGGGUGGCGGGGGAUACCUUCGCGGCGAGUCCGCCGGAGAACCCGGCGUGUGUGGGGGCUAAGACGACUAUUACGCUUUGGCCGUUCGGGGCUACGAAACUGCGCAUAGGUGAGUUCCCGGUGGUCGAUUUGUCCAAGCAGUAGUGUGGGGGGCAGGCUGCGAAGUGGGUUGGUGGUUGAAGACGCGUCUGUCUGUAAGAAGGGAUUUAGUGAAGUAAACUGGGAUGGGCUCCUUGGGUGCCAUUCGUGGUACUCUACGUAUUUACCCCGCAUGCGCAGUUGUGGAAGAUCUGAAGGGGAAAUCUGUGCCAUGGUGGCGAGCGGAUCGCGAUCAUAGUUCGAUGUCUAGCUCGUGAUAGACGCCCAAGC
This is a messenger RNA of Gloeophyllum trabeum ATCC 11539, 2172 nucleotides long. RefSeq lists its product as uncharacterized. The record is from RefSeq and is a predicted model, not a curated record. Bases 1 to 1947 code for a protein of 648 amino acids. NCBI's taxonomy places the organism in Eukaryota, Fungi, Basidiomycota, Agaricomycetes, Gloeophyllales, Gloeophyllaceae. The transcript has 19 exons. Gene Ontology annotation, biological process: carbohydrate metabolic process.